Molecule: messenger RNA, 1284 nt
Organism: Rhagoletis pomonella (apple maggot)
Lineage: Eukaryota; Metazoa; Arthropoda; Insecta; Diptera; Tephritidae
Product: calcium/calmodulin-dependent protein kinase type II alpha chain-like
Exons: 11
Biological process (GO): protein phosphorylation
Cellular component (GO): cytoplasm; neuron projection
Molecular function (GO): calcium/calmodulin-dependent protein kinase activity; ATP binding; calmodulin binding
Source: RefSeq, a predicted model, not a curated record
UUCAGAGGCGCCUUCUCUGUUGUCAAACGAUGUGUUCAGAAGUCGACACAGUUUGAGUUUGCCGCAAAAAUCAUCAAUACAAAGAAAUUAACCGCAAGAGAUUUUCAAAAAUUAGAGCGUGAAGCUAGAAUUUGCAGAAAACUUCACCAUCCUAAUAUUGUUAGACUACAUGAUAGCAUACAGGAAGAAAACUACCAUUACUUAGUGUUUGAUCUUGUUACUGGCGGUGAGCUGUUUGAAGAUAUUGUUGCGCGAGAAUUUUAUUCAGAGGCAGAUGCAUCGCAUUGCAUUCAACAAAUCUUGGAGUCGGUUAAUCAUUGCCAUCAGAAUGGUGUGGUGCAUCGUGAUCUGAAACCAGAGAAUUUACUGUUAGCUAGUAAAGCCAAGGGUGCAGCUGUAAAACUCGCGGACUUUGGCCUAGCCAUUGAAGUUCAGGGCGACCAUCAGGCAUGGUUCGGUUUUGCCGGCACCCCUGGCUACUUAUCGCCGGAGGUGCUGAAAAAGGAGCCUUAUGGCAAAUCAGUAGAUAUAUGGGCAUGCGGAGUUAUUUUGUACAUUUUACUAGUCGGUUAUCCGCCUUUCUGGGAUGAGGAUCAGCAUCGUCUUUAUUCACAGAUAAAGGCAGGCGCAUACGAUUAUCCAUCACCUGAAUGGGAUACUGUAACACCGGAAGCAAAGAAUUUGAUAAAUCAGAUGCUUACUGUCAAUCCAAAUAAAAGAAUCACUGCAGCUGAAGCGUUGAAGCACCCUUGGAUUUGCCAACGAGAACGCGUGGCUUCAGUGGUUCAUCGCCAAGAGACUGUGGACUGUCUCAAGAAAUUCAAUGCUCGUCGUAAACUUAAGGGCGCUAUUCUUACUACAAUGUUAGCCACCAGAAAUUUUUCCAGUAGGAGUAUGAUCACCAAGAAAGGUGAAGGAUCGCAGGUUAAAGAAUCAACAGACUCCUCAAGUACAACAUUAGAAGAUGACGAUGUCAAGGAGGAUAAAAAGGGAAUUGUUGAUCGCAGCACUACUGUCAUUUCAAAAGAGCCCGAAGCAAGACGUCAGGAGAUAAUUAAAAUCACUGAACAACUAAUUGAGGCUAUCAAUAGCGGCGAUUUCGAUGGAUACACAAAAAUAUGCGACCCUCAUUUAACUGCAUUUGAGCCUGAAGCAUUAGGCAACCUUGUUGAAGGAAUUGAUUUUCAUAAAUUUUACUUCGAAAAUGGUAAUUAUAAAAACAAACAUUUAUUACAUAGUUUUCCCAUGUAUUUUUUAUUAUGGGUGUGAAUAUAUGCGCAUUAA